AUGUCUAAAGACACGUGUUUCACGUUUCAUGCAUGUUCAAAUGAUUUCGCAGCAAUAUCUUCAAAUUUAGGCCUUUGUGGAAUGUAUUGGAAAAGGCCUAACAUUAUGUGCUCAUACAUUCUAUGCAUUCAUUCCAUAUGUACUGACAAUAGUAUUUUUGAAUUAUUAGGCCUUCUAAUAUAUAUUGGAAAAGGCUUAGCAAUAUUUUUUUUUUCGGCAAACUUUCCAGAAUGUUAUAUUCACCAUUCUUAUCAAUUUCAUAUUUUCGCUGAAUCUUCCAACCUAUUAUAUUAUUCAGUGAUAGUUAACUGA
This is a messenger RNA of Brugia pahangi, 312 nucleotides long. Lineage: Eukaryota; Metazoa; Nematoda; Chromadorea; Rhabditida; Onchocercidae. The record is from the annotation of a GenBank genome assembly.